This is a messenger RNA of Trichomonas vaginalis G3, 3555 nucleotides long. Its product is annotated as regulation of cell shape. Gene Ontology annotation, molecular function: protein binding. The record is from RefSeq and is a predicted model, not a curated record. Gene Ontology annotation, biological process: regulation of cell shape; cytoskeleton organization; regulation of transcription by RNA polymerase II. The coding region runs from base 1 to 3555 and encodes 1184 amino acids. NCBI's taxonomy places the organism in Eukaryota, Parabasalia, Trichomonadida, Trichomonadidae. Gene Ontology annotation, cellular component: nucleus. The transcript has a single exon.
AUGAGUCAGGAAGUACAAAGCGAGUUGUACUUCCUGAUUGCAAAGUUUAUUAAACAAGAUUUCCCAGAGUUUGGUGAUAAAUUUAUCAAAGGCUGCGAAGAAAGAGGAUUAUUCCCAUCUAGAGUUUUCUUCAACAAGCCUUCUUUCGACACUCUAGACAAGCAUUUGCUUUCAGGAAUACCGAACGAUCAACUUCUUCGAUUGAUUACCCUUUCUUGCCCACCUUCCCAAUUUCCAAGCUUAAUUUUCAACGAACAAAAACAAAUGACUACACUUAAUCGAUCGGAUAUGCUAUCAUACAACCUUGGCCAACCGAUUACGCCCCUACAUAAGAUUCUCCCCGCAUAUAGAAUUUCUGGACACUUUGAUUCAGCUUUCUGCAUCGCCGUUGAUAAUACAUCGCAAAUACUAAUCACAGGAUCCGAUGAUUUCGUCAUCAAAGUAUGGAAAAUCCCCGAAUUAAUUUUAAUAAAAUCAUUUUUAAACUGCCAUACCAAAGAAAUCACAGAAAUUGUCAUUCAUCCGCAAAAUCAUAUCUUCGCAUCUUCAUCUUACGACGGACGACUCAAUAUUUUCUCUCUUUUCCGAGGCGAAUUAAUUUCGACUUUACAGCUCGAUGUCGGCAUCCAAUCGAUCAGAUUUUCACCAUGUGGCCGAUACCUUGCCAUUGCGUGUAACGAGGGCAUCAUAAAAGUCUUCAACGUCGUAGAUGAAAAAAUCGAAUUAAAUUUCGACUUCAGCAUACAGAAAUCCGCCGCAUGGGUAUCCUUCAGUCCAGGCGGGAACUUCCUUGCCAUAUCUGCCGAAGGAGGCGCCUUAGUUGUUGUUUCCAUUGAGCAUCAACAAAAAAUUUCCUUAGUUGGUCACUACAAACAGCCAGACUUUGUUUACUUUGCCAGGACAAGUCCAUAUCUCCUUGUCUCCCUAGCAACAAAGGAACGCGCAUUACGAGGAUGGUUCGCAUCUGAUGGUAAUUUAUGGGGCCACAAGAUGAAUUACUCAGUCAGAUGUCCGAACAACAUCAAAUACAAGCUUGUUUCGGCUUCUGUCAAUUGCGAUGACACGAGAUUAGUUGGUGUAUCUUUAAACUGGCUCUACAGCUGGGAUAUUGCCACAAGAAGACAAGUUUGUGUCGUUAAUCACCAAAUAUUCACUGACCACUGCACGAAAAUCGCUUGUCAUCCGAAAUUACCAAACAUCGUUUUCGUCGGAACAGAAAGUGGUCGGUCCUCCAUCUGGGACAUCGAAUCCGGAUCUCUUUUAGCGACAUUUACACUCGGACAAGAAGGUGGACGUGUAAAUGACGCUAUUUGGUCGGUCGAUGGCUCAGUUGUUUACGCAAUUGAUGAAUGCGGUGGAAUAACAGCGUUUAUGUGUGGAAAAGUGACAAAAUUUACAACUACAGAAAUGUUUUUCAGAGCGGAAAACGAUCCAGAUGCUAGUUUGAAUGAUACAGAGAUUGUUGAUUCGCAAGGAAAUCCUUUGAUGCCUCAGCCAAAAAGAUUUAACCUAAAAGAUAUGAAUUUAAGGUUAAAACCGCCAAAAAUUGACAACAUGAUUAUUGAAGAAGAGAAGAAUUUGUCAGAAGUAUGGAAGAAGAAAUCCAAUGAAGCAAAUAUUGGCGAACAAAUGAAAACAAGGUCCCAAAAUCAUAACAAUCAAACAGAAGAGGAAGAAGAAGACGAAGAUGAAAAUAACGAUACAGAUUUGGAUGUAAUUCCUCAAUCCCUUGAAAGUAACGUUCUUGUUGUUGAACAAAUUAAUAGGUUUGAUAUGGUGACACCCCCUGUUUUAGCUGCUCAUUCUGACAGUGAAUCAGAAAGUCAAAGUUAUUCAACACACGAUGUUUCAUCUGAAGAAAACAAUGAACCAUCUGAGAGAGAAGUCCAAACAUCGAGAGCCAUGAGCACUAGAAACACGAGAAGAAACAAUCCUUUGGAUGAUGAAAUGCUCAGGAGAUCAUCAAGACCUGUUAGAUCUUAUUCUCCACCUUCAUCUUCCAAAUCUAAAACAAGGCCAAAGAGAUCUCCAACAAAAACAAAAUCACAAGAAUACGAAGAAAGCGAAACUGAAGAACAAGAACCUAAAAAUAAAAAGAAGACAAAGACAAAAGUCGUUUACAUGUCAGAAGAUGAAGAUUUUGAAGAAAGUUACGAUGAAGAUAAUGAAGAUGACGAUGAUUUCGAUUCAAACAACAGUUCAAGUGAUAAUGAAAAUUCUGAUGAUUCUAAACCUCCUCCAUUCAUUGGAAUCCAAUCUAGAAGAGCUGCUAGACUAGAAAAGGAACAAAUGAUUAAAGAAGCAAGAUCUAAAAAUAAGAAAUCUCAACCAAAAUCUUCAAAGAAAUCAGUUGAAGAUAAAAAAUCAAAAUCUACUAAAAGCACAAAAAGUGACAAAAAUCAUAAAAGUGACAAGAACCAUAAACGUGACAAAAGUCAUAAAAGUGACAUUGAUUAUGAUGAAUCUGAAGAAGAACAUAAAACAGACAAAAGAAAGAAGAGUCCAAAAGUUGACAAAAGACAUCAUGAAGUUGAAGAAAGUCCGAUGAGAACAAGAUCAAAUCCAAAGAAAGUUAAGAAAUUUGAUGAAAGUUCUGAUGAUGAUAAAAAGAGUUCUCGUCACAAUUCACCUUCACGCAAAGUCCAUAGAUCUGUUCCAACACCUAAACACAAAUCAGAAGAAAAGGAAAAUGAAAACAAAAUUGAUUUACCUCUUCUUUUCCCCUUCAAAACUCCUUCACAUGAAAAAGUGACAAAUUUCUGGACAUCAGACAACAAAGUCACAGGAAUCUUUUAUCCACAAAAAGGCAGCAAAGUCGUCUUCGUCACAAGCGCAAUGAAAGAAUUCGUAAGACAGAAUAAUUACCCAUUUACGCCGCCUUAUCGUGUAAAUAAGAAAGUGUCACCUUUUUCAAAGGGAAUCAUCACAAAAGUGUCACCUUAUAAAAAUGAAGGAUGUUCUGUCACUGUCAAAUUUGACAAUCAAUUUGAAUGUGACAUAUAUGUUCCUGUUCCAUUUUAUCCAAUUUAUUUGAUUCCUGAAGAAGUUUUUGAUUCGAAGUUGGGCGACCAAUUCAAGAGAGGAAGAAAAGUGAAGACAAUUGAUGACAGACAAGGAACAAUUGACACGAGAUUGAGGAGUGAUAAUGGAUAUAAUGUCAUUGCUGUCAACGUUAAUGAUAAACUGUAUAAAUGCAGUACAUGGGAUGUCGUGAGAUUGGAUCAUCCUGCUCUGAAUGUUGUUGACAGUUUGAGAUUGGAAAGAGCAAACCAAAGAGCAGGACAAAAGAUUGAGCAGCAUCUUGGAAAGAUUCCAAGAAUUGAAGAAUGUCAAAAUGACAAAAAACUUCAGUCAAAUAACUUGAGACCAAUUUCUUUGCAACUGAUUUUGUUGAGGUGUGGAAAUGCAUUCUACAAGACUGCUUCUGGUCUCAUUGAUGACAUCGAUGAAUUAGUAAAAGCAGCAAAUGUAAUCGGAGUGAAAGGAGAAGCAUUUAGAGACAUAAUUGAUGACAUGAAAGAAAAUGUCGAAGCUGCUUUUAGAGGUAUCGAAUAA